Volvox carteri f. nagariensis is the source of this 2584-nucleotide messenger RNA. It is a transcript of the gene phV16, whose product is annotated as extracellular matrix glycoprotein pherophorin-V16. NCBI's taxonomy places the organism in Eukaryota, Viridiplantae, Chlorophyta, Chlorophyceae, Chlamydomonadales, Volvocaceae. The record is from RefSeq and is a predicted model, not a curated record. The transcript is spliced from 10 exons. Bases 14 to 1678 code for a protein of 554 amino acids.
GUCCCUGAUAAUUAUGAAACCUAAUAAUUUCGUCGUUGUGGCUCUCGCGCUCGGCUUGCUCGCAAGUCACCGGGCAGCCUCUCUGCCUUUUCCUUAUACAACAUGCCAGCAGGAGCCUGCAGCUUACAGCGUAAGCUCAGUUGUAACGACGCCGUCGGCGAAUACGUAUUGCUUCAACAUCUCCGUGAAUAUACCACCCGGUUGCGCUGGGUAUUGCUGCUCGGCGGACCUGAAGAAAUUUGAGCUAAACGUCAAUUCAGAAUGCAAGGUUUCCGGCGCCAAGCUGAGUGCCACCCUCAACGGCAAGCCAACCCCCACAGCACCCACGCUUGACCGGGCUCCCAACGAGCCGGCUGGCGUCAUCCUGCGCAUCACUAAUCUAGGUCUCAACAUGGCCGAUGCCGAUGGCGCUCAAAUCUGUGUGACUCUAGGCACCAACUCCGCCGGCAGGGGCUGCCUCUCCCUGGAGCAGCUCUGCAAGCCACCGGCCGGCGGUGCUCCCGGCACCUGCGAGACUGCCCUGUGGGACUCCGAGUUCGACUGCUGCCCCAUCGACGUCGUUGGGGCGCCCACGCCGCCUCCGCCUGCAACGUUGACCCCCGAACCCUGCCCUGUCUGCAUCAACGCCAUCCUCACCCCGCCUCUGAUCGACUAUCGCCCAUUUCGCUUUGACGCCGAGAGCUGCCGUACAUUCCAGGAAUUCGUCGCCAGCAAAAUCAACGGCCUGAUCAUGGAAAGCAACACACCGCAUGUGUCGCUUUUCACGCCCAACGCCUCGCUGUGUCAGCCUUUCCAGAUGAGCGUCUGUGGCACAUUUGCCUCGGCAGAUGCUGCCAAGAGCUUGGAAGAGGCGGUCCUGGAGCUGGGUCCAUUGUUCCUCUUGGAGUCCGCCCGAGGCCGCCCAUGUCACCCCGUCCUGGAGGGCUACGGGCUUACGAUCACCACCCUUGACUCUCCGGGAGUGGACCCCGCCGCGCCGCUGUGCAUGGACGUGUCCGUUGCCCAAGGUUGCUUUGUGCCCCCAUCUCCACCUGUGAACUGCACGUGCGACACGAGCAAGGGCUCUUUGCCGUUUAUCGCCAGCGGCGCCUACGCAGAGACUUCGUUGCCUGGCUUGACAAAGUACUGUUUCAAGACCAUUGUCUUUGAAGAUCUCCCACCGAGCCCCUGCAGCCCCACCGAUACGUUGCAAAAGAUCGAGUUCUAUGCGGACCAAAGCCUGAGCAGGUUUGUCAAGUCUUUCGAGCUGAUCCCCACCCCGGGCACCGGCACAGUGAGCACCAGGGCGCCUUCAUGGAACGCCCCCGGCAGCAACAUGCUUAAGGUCACCAACAUCAACUGGACUAAGGCGCAAGCUGCGAAUGGCACGGUGUGCCUGAAUGUGCAAAAGCCCGUUACCAUGGCGGAGCUUUGCGAUACUGUCACCUGCUACCUGUACAUGUUCGGCCCCGACAGGAGCUGCUGUCCGGUCUACACCCUAAACGUCAAUCCAGAAUGCAAGGUCUCCAGCGCCAAGCUGAGUGCCACCCUCAACGGCAAGCCAACACCCACAGCACCCACGCUUGACCGGGCUCCCAACGAACCGGCUGGCGUCAUCCUGCGCAUCACUAAUCUGGGUCUCAACAUGGCCGAUGCCGAUGGUGCUCGAAUGUCCGGUUGCUGCACGUGUCGUAACUAAAACCCCGCAACACACGUGUCAUGUCCUCUUGCCCUUUCCCCCCUACUUAUUGCUGGCUGCUUUUUGCGUUGUCGUACCAAUCCAUGCCUUCUCCGUCUUCAUGGGGUACUUAGAGCCCCUGCGGCCCUACCGAUACGUUGCAAAAGAUCGAGUUCUGUGCGGCUACCUGUACAUGUUCGGCCCCGACAGGAGGUGCUGUCCGGUCUACACCGUGGGUCCGCCCUUCGGGUCGCCAUAGGGAAAAGGCUUACACGCGACUGGUACAGCCACACUGUGUAGCAUAACAUCCAUAUGUGGAUUUUGAGGACAAUGUACUGAUAUCUAUUCCUCAGGCAAUUAACUUGACCUGCGUUCGCAUUCGAAUGCCCGGCUCGUAUGGGUAGUCUUACAGGUAUGGGGUCACGCACCCGCAACCAUGUAACACACACACACAGGAUGCCCGCCUGCCCGAAGCGCAGCUUCUCCCUGGACGUAGCGGGAAAUAGAUGAGCCUUUGGGUGUUUGUGUGUAAACCCUUGUGUUGCUGGUCCAUGGCACACGACUGGUCAACGGGCGGCUAAGGGGCUCAGGGGUAUGAGCCGCCACGGAAAUGGGCGAGUGUGGGCUCGUGGACGAUGCAGACCUGUCAUCAUGUCGGACCGCGUGCGUUGAGGGGCCUCGUGGGUACGGUUAAAUCAAUUUUGUGGACUGUAGGUAUUAAAGAAACAUUGGCAAGUCCGUGUAAACGCGGCGGUACGGGAAUUAGUAAGUGUGUGUAUGGGCAGCGAGCCGGGCUUAUUACAUCGGAUUUCAUCGGAUUUGGAAUGCUUUGGUUCAAGGGAAUCCUGCGGGUUAUUACAAUGCAUGUGGAGCAGUUGAAAUCCAACAUCCUCAUCUGUACAUUACCCGCUGCGUGUUAGCUCUUCG